Messenger RNA from Dromiciops gliroides (monito del monte), 4177 nucleotides. RefSeq names its product tRNA methyltransferase 2 homolog A (gene TRMT2A). Gene Ontology annotation, molecular function: RNA binding; RNA methyltransferase activity. Gene Ontology annotation, biological process: RNA processing. The record is from RefSeq and is a predicted model, not a curated record. Bases 149 to 2266 code for a protein of 705 amino acids. The transcript has 12 exons. Lineage: Eukaryota; Metazoa; Chordata; Mammalia; Microbiotheria; Microbiotheriidae.
CUAGGACUGUGCGCCCGCGUGGAGGCGUGGCGCGCGUGCGCGAUGGUGUCUGUGUUGCGCCUGCGCGGGGCCAGUGGCGCGCGUGCGUGGUGGAGGCUUAACGGGACCGCACCGAGGGCCGCGUGUCUGGGGCCUGAGGAAGUAGGAGAUGGAAGAGGAAGGGGCCGCUGCUUGUGGAGAUCCCCCUGCCCAGCCUGCGGAGCAGAGAGAGGAGAUGGAGGAGGCUGAGGGGGAGCCCUCCCCGGGCGGGGCCGCCACCCCCGAGGAGACCCCCGAGGAUGCCCCCGAGGAGGAGACCCCCGAGGAGGAGACCCCUGAGGAAGCCACCCCCGAGGAAGCCACCCCCGAGGAGGAGACCCCCGAGGAAGCCACCCCCGAGGAAGUGCCCGAGGAGGAGACCCCCGAGGAGGGCCCGGGCAUGUACAGCUACAUCAAGGACGACCUGUUCACCUCGGAGAUCUACAAGGUGGAGAUCCAGAACCUGCCCCGCUACGUGGGCUUCAACGACCUGAAGAAGUUUUUGGGCAAGUACGGGCUGCAGCCGCACAAGACCAAGCUCUUCGGGAAGCAGACCUUCGCCUUCGUGACCUUCAGGAGCCAGCAGGAGCGGGACAAGGCCAUGAAGGUGCUGCACGGGGCGCUGUGGAAGGGCCGCUGCCUGAGCAUCCGCCUGGCCAAGCCCAAAGUCGACCCCAUGGCCAAGAAGCGGAAGAGGGAGGGCGAGGAGGGCGGCGAGGCCGAGGCCAAGCGGCCGGCCCCGGCCCCAGGGGCCGCCCCGGCCCCGGCCCCCGCCGUCACCGGCUCCCCCGAGGAGCCGGCGGCCAAGCAGAUCGCCGACGUGGUCACCCCGCUGUGGACCCUGCCCUACGAGGAGCAGCUGAAGAAGAAGCAGCAGGAGUGCGAGCAGGUGCUGCAGAAACUGACCAAGGAGAUUGGAAACAACAACCGCGCCCUUCUGCCCUGGCUCUUUGUGCAAAAGCAGAAAUUCAACAGGAUCUGCUGCCCCCUGGAAAGCGUCAAGGCAUCCCCACAGCAGACCGAAUACCGCAACAAGUGUGAGUUUCUGAUCGGCGUGGGUGCAGACCAAGAAGAUAAGACCGUCGGCUGCCGCCUGGGCAAGUACAAGGGUGGCACGUGUGCGGUGGUGGAGCCCUUUGAUACCAUCCACAUCCCGCCGGACACCAAGCGUGUGGUCCGGGCUUUCCAGGAGUAUAUUCGGUCAACCCCCUACUCUGUGUAUAGCCCAGAGACAUAUGAGGGGCACUGGCGGCAGCUCACGGUGCGCACCAGCCGGAGUGGUGAGAUCAUGGCGAUUGUCUACUUCCACCCCCAGAAACUCAGCAGAGAAGACCUGGUGGGCCUGAAAGCCUCCCUGGGCCAGCACUUCACGGCAGGACCUGGCCGGCUCAGUGGGGUGACCUCUCUCUACUUUGUGGAGGAGGGGCAGAGAAAGUCUCCCAACCGAGAGGACCUUCCUUUGGAGCACGUUGCAGGAGAGAAGUUCAUCCAUGAGGAGCUUCUGGGGCUCAAGUUCCGGAUUUCCCCCCAUGCAUUUUUCCAGGUGAACACGCCGGCCGCUGAGGUCCUCUAUACAACCAUUCGGGAUUGGGCUCAGCUGGAUGGGGAGAGCACAGUGCUGGACAUCUGCUGUGGGACUGGCACCAUUGGCCUAUCCCUGGCCCAGAAUGUGAAGAAAGUGAUUGGCAUCGAGCUGUGCCAGGAAGCUGUGGAGGACGCCCGAGUGAAUGCCAAGAUGAACGCACUGGACAACAUCGAGUUUCAUUGUGGUAAAGCUGAGGACCUGGUGCCCACUCUGAUGAGCUCCUUGUCCUCACAGAGGCUGACUGCCAUCGUGGACCCUCCCCGAGCAGGGCUGCACUCCAAAGUCAUCCUGGCCAUUCGGAGAGCCGAGCACCUGAAGAAGCUCCUCUAUGUGUCCUGCAACCCCCGGGCGGCCAUGAGCAACUUUGUGGACCUUUGCCGAGCCCCUUCCAACAGGGUGAAGGGUUCUCCCUUCCGGCCAGUGCGGGCAGUGGCCGUGGACCUGUUCCCGCAGACCCUGCACUGUGAGAUGCUGAUCUUGUUCGAGCGGGUAGAGCAUCCCAAUGACCCGUCAACUGCUGCCUCCGGGGGCCCUUCUCCAGAGAGCGAGCCCCCCGCUGCUGUGGGGGCUGCUCAGCCAGAGGACUGUCCCGACACUCCCGAGGCUUCUCCCAGCGACCGGUGUGGAAGCCCCAGCCCCUUCCCCCCAGCCUCGGUUUCAUAGCCAACUCUCCAUUGGGGGCCCCUCCCACAGGGCCAGAGCCCCCAGCUGUCGGGGACAGAAGAUCUGCGGGACCCAGAGGACCCCAGCCUGGCUGCCAAGAGUGGGAUGAUGGCAGCGAGGGUGGGGCACCGGGGCGGUCAGAGGGAGCAGGCCACCCCCCACCCCCCACCCCAGGGCUGCUUAAAUAAAUACUUUCGGAGUGCAUGCCUCUCCGUGCCAUGGGGGCUCAGAACUGCAGCUUGGACUAGUCCAGCCAGUGGCCCCUUGCUAGGUCGAGCCCCCCAGGGAGCAGCGGGCAGCUCAGAAGGCGGGCACCCCUUCCCCUCCCUCACUUUGGGUUCCUAGCCCCAUGCGGUCAGGCCUUCCCUAGGGGAUAGAUGGAAGAGGAGGAUUGCUGGUAUUCAUACUUACCUUUGUGGUUUACAGAGCACUUUGCAAAUCUCUCAUUCCAGAUAGGUGGUGCUCUUGUGCCCAUUUUCAGAUGAAGAAACAGACAAGUGACUUAGCCAGGGUCACCCACCUAAGAAGGGCCUGAGGCAGGAUUAGAACUCGGUUUCCUUUGUUGCAAAAUGCUUGUUUUGCUGGUUGGUUGAGACAGCUUUUUUUGUUGAGAGCCAUUAGUUGCCUCAGUUCCUUCCAGGUCACCUUCCCUUAUCUUCCAGCCCUGGCUGCCUCUGCUGCCAUCCCUGGGCUAGCCAGGGGGCAGCAGCCUUUACCCUCAGACCAGCACGGUGAGGCAUUGGCCACCUCCCUGGCACCUCCACAAGUCAUCAUUCUCUGCUUCUUCAGCCCAUCUCAGUGGUCCUCCUCCAUGACAGGCUGCGCAUUCUGCAUGUGGCUGGUCCAAAAAGGGACUUGGGAGGGGCUCUGCUGCCCGCUUUCCUUCUUCAGUGCCCCUCCUGUGCCCCUUCUUUUCUUGUACUUUAUUGAUCCCCCAAGUUCCGCAGACUCCCCUUUGCCUUCAUGUUCCUCAGGAAUGAGCUGGGGAUACUGUCAAGGAGUUAAUGCCAGCAGACUGGUGCCUAAAACUGCUCCAUCUACAGAGUGUCACAGCUUGCCUGGUCCAGGGUGCCAAGCAGUGGGGGUGGGGUAAUUCAGGAUGAGGGCCUGGCGCCAAUGGGUUCUCCAUAAAGCCUAAUACUGGGACACACACACACACACACACACCCUCAACAGCCAUGGGGUUAUUAUUAGCAAAGGUCACAGGGAUUCCCUGAGCAUGUCAGAAAUGGGGACCCUGCAGAGGCAGAGGGUGUGUAUAAUUUCAUGGCUUAAUUUGACUCUUCUAGUAUAAUUCCAGAUCAUUUUCUAGAACAAUUGGAUGCAUUUUCAUAGAUAUCCACCAGGCAUGCAUCUGUUAGCUUGUAUUCCCACUGUUAGACCACACACAUAUACACGUACCAUUUACCACUUCCAUUGACUUUCAUCAUCUCAUGGAUAGGAGAUAAAACCUCGGGGUUGUUUCAAAUUGCAUUUAUUCUGUUUCUUUCCUUUGACCAAUUUUAAGGAAUGUUUCUUACCUAGGUGUAUCAAUUCCCUUCUCUAUCUACAAUGUUUUUUCCCCAAUUACAUGUUAAGACCAUUUUAAACUUUUUUUUUUUUAAAGUUGAAUUUCAAAUUCUAUUCCUCCCAACCCCUUCCCUGAGACAGUAAGCAAAAAGAUAGAGGUUGUACAUAUUCCAUCAUGUAAAACAUUUACAGGAAGACAGAUUUUUAAAAAAGAAUGAAUGAAAAGUAGCAUGUUUAAGUCUGUAUUCAGAUAAUAUCGGUUCUUUUUGUGGAAGCAGAUAGCAUGCUUCAUCAUUAGACCUCUGGGAUUGUCUUGGAUCUUAGUAUUGCUGAGAAUAACCAAGUCAUUCACAAUUCUUCAUUGAACAAUACUGCUGUUACUAUAUAAUAUACUGUGUUCUC